This is a messenger RNA of Nerophis lumbriciformis (worm pipefish), 1002 nucleotides long. The record is from RefSeq and is a predicted model, not a curated record. Lineage: Eukaryota; Metazoa; Chordata; Actinopteri; Syngnathiformes; Syngnathidae.
AUGAUUGUUUUGUGUUUUCGGACCUCUCCCGCGCCGAUUUGCCGCAAGGCCACCGAGUGUUUACUGUCGGCGCGACGUGGGGCUGCGUCCAGCCUGGAAGCGGCGACAUGGCGGCUCGGGCGCGCACCUGUCACCGCGGCAGAUGGACGCGUCAGGACCUUCGGCCUCAGCGGCACUUCGUGUCGUCUCGGUCCGCUUCCGUCGACGUGGUGGAGGCCGUGCAGGACUCUGCUCGUCCUCCGCGGAAGUCGUAGUCGAUUGGCGGUCAACUCCCGAGCGCUACUGUCCACUGGAGGACGAGGGCUCAGUGGGAAGAGCAACCAGGAAGCGUCGGACAAACCGGGGGAAGCGACCACGGUACCCGGACAGGGGCUGUUUAAGUUUAAAGAACUGUAUGAGAACCCAUGGACUGUCCCCAACCUGCUGUGCGUGUGUCGGAUAGUCCUAGCUCCUUUCCUGGGUUACCUCAUCAUCCAGCAACACUUCCACCUCAGCCUUGCGCUCUUCUCACUGGCUGGAGCCACUGACCUGCUGGACGGUUACAUCGCCAGAACGUGGCCCACUCAGAAGUCAGCAUUGGGAAGUGCCCUGGACCCACUGGCUGAUAAAAUCCUCAUCAGCAUUUUAUACAUCAGCCUUACGUAUGCAGACAUCAUACCAGCACCGCUGACGGCUCUGGUGGUUUUCAGAGACAUCGGUUUGAUAGCUGCCGUCUUUUGGGUCAGAUACAAGACUGUGCCGCCGCCGGUGACCCUCAGUAAAUUUUUUAACCCCUGCUACACCACUGCUCAGCUCAAGCCGACACUUUUCAGCAAGGUGAACACAGCCAUUCAACUGGUUCUGGUUGCAGCAUCCUUGGCGGCUCCAGUUUUCCAGUUCACAGAUAGCAUCCUGCUGCAGGGUUUGUGGUUUGUCACCGCCAUGACGACCACAGCGUCGGGCUACAGCUACUGGCACUACGGCCGAAAGACAGUACGGGUGCUAAACACCCGGUCAUCAUGA